AUGUUCGCUGUUCCAGGAUGGUCGCUUUCGAGCGGUCCCACACGUGAGGCCGAAGUCGUCAAGCCUUCGAACGAUUCCAAGUCCAAAGAGUCCUCAACCCCCAAUGCGAAAAACGAUGGAAACAAUAAGCGCAAGCGUGGAAAUGACGGCAAUGUCACCAGAAGCAAUGUCGAUGAGAUGUACCGCAAACAUAUCGAGGGAUAUACCCCGAAACCCCCCAAGCGAGAGAGGAAGAAGAAGCAGAAGAAGGAACAGGAGGCCACCGAGGUCACCGAGGGCACCGAGCAGACUGAGCAGACCGAACCCGAUGUGAAGAAUGAUACCGAAGAGAAGACUUCUGCCUCAGCACCCUUAGAGGACGAAAACAAGCCCCAGAAGAAGCAGAAGAAGAACAAGAAGAACAAGGAUCAGAAGGCUGACGCCGCCGCUGCACCUGCUGCGGAGACAAGUGCUGCUGCAGACGCCGUGGUUGCACCCCCAACAACAACUGCAACCCUGACCCCACUCCAGCAGGCAAUGCGCCAGAAACUGGUCUCCUCUCGUUUCCGCCACUUGAACGAAACCCUGUACACCACCGACUCCUCCAAAGCCGUUGAACUCUUCAAUGCCAACCCGGAACUUUUCAGUGAAUACCACGCUGGUUUCUCCCGUCAAGUGAAGGAAUCCUGGCCUUCUAACCCUGUGGAUGGCUACAUUCAGUUUGUUCGCCGCCGUGGCGCUGUCCCCGUUCCCAAGAGAGGAAACAAGCUGAACCCCAACAAGCCGAUGCCUCUUCCUCGCAGACCCAACGGAUUAUGCACCAUUGCUGAUCUGGGCUGUGGUGAUGCUGGACUUGCGCGCGCUUUGACUCCUUCUUCCAAGAAGCUGAACAUCAAGCUGAAGAGUUACGAUCUUCAGGCACCGGAUGCUCUCAUCACAAAGGCCGAUAUCUCCAACUUGCCCCUUGAGGAUGGAUCCGUUGAUGUGACAGUUUUCUGUCUGAGUCUGAUGGGAACCAACUGGGUGUCCUUCGUGGAGGAGGCCUGGCGCGUGCUGCGCGGCGAUGGCAAGGGUGAAUGCUGGGUCAGUGAAGUGAAGAGCCGAUUUGGCAAAGUGAACCGCAAGAAGUCGCAGAUCGGAGCUCAGAAGCCCCUUAGCAAGACCCAGCAGAAGAAGCUACCUAAGAAGAAGGGUGGAGAUGAUGAGGAUGACGCUGAUGACGCUGACAUCUUCGCCGAGGAUGCUCGUCCUGUUGAUAACAGUGAUGACACCGAUAUCUCGGCAUUCGUGGAGGUCUUCAGGUCUCGCGGAUUCGUCCUGAAGCAAGAGUCAGUCGACAAGUCCAACAAGAUGUUUGUGAAGAUGGAGUUUGUGAAGGCGGGUGGUGCCCCGACUAAGGGUAAGCACGUCUCGUCUGGUGCUCCUCCUGCUCCUGUUGCUGGCAAGAAGCGGUUUGUCGACCGCAAGCCAGAGCCCAACAAUAUCAUGACACCGGAGCAGGAAGCUCAGGUGCUCAAGCCUUGCGUGUACAAGAUUCGGUAG
This is a messenger RNA of Penicillium verhagenii, 1521 nucleotides long. Its product is annotated as 25S rRNA (adenine645-N1)-methyltransferase. The record is from RefSeq and is a predicted model, not a curated record. Gene Ontology annotation, cellular component: nucleolus. The transcript has a single exon. Gene Ontology annotation, molecular function: rRNA (adenine) methyltransferase activity. Gene Ontology annotation, biological process: ribosomal large subunit biogenesis; rRNA methylation. Lineage: Eukaryota; Fungi; Ascomycota; Eurotiomycetes; Eurotiales; Aspergillaceae. Bases 1 to 1521 code for a protein of 506 amino acids.